This is a messenger RNA of Pelobates fuscus (common spadefoot toad), 1359 nucleotides long. Its product is annotated as tubulin alpha-8 chain-like. The annotation marks the transcript as partial. Gene Ontology annotation, molecular function: structural constituent of cytoskeleton; GTP binding. Lineage: Eukaryota; Metazoa; Chordata; Amphibia; Anura; Pelobatidae. The transcript is spliced from 3 exons. Gene Ontology annotation, biological process: mitotic cell cycle; microtubule cytoskeleton organization. Gene Ontology annotation, cellular component: microtubule; cytoplasm. The record is from RefSeq and is a predicted model, not a curated record.
UAUUCUAUCCAGAGGGAGUGCAUAUCAGUACAUAUUGGCCAAGCUGGAGUGCAGAUUGGUAAUGCAUGCUGGGAGUUGUACUGCCUAGAACAUGGAAUCAAGCCUGACGGAAGCAUUGCCUCAGAUAGCACAAAUUCCUCCGCACACCCCUUUUUCAGUGAAACCGAUGGUGGAAAACAUGUCCCCAGAGCUGUGUUUAUCGACCUGGAACCCACUGUUAUUGAUGAAAUUCGGACAGGGAAAACGAGGUCUCUUUUCCAUCCAGAGCAGCUUAUAAGUGGCAAGGAAGAUGCUGCAAAUAACUAUGCCCGUGGACAUUACACCAUUGGAAAGCAGAUGAUAGACAAAGUUAUGGAUUAUAUCAGGAAAACGGCCAGUCAGUGUGGAGGACUUCAAGGAUUUCUCGUUUUCCACAGUCUUGGUGGUGGCACCGGUUCUGGGUUUAGUUCUCUAUUAAUGGAAAAGCUGUCUGUGGAUUACGUGAAAAAAUCCAUUCUGGAAUUCUCCGUUUACCCAGCACCUAGAAUAUCUUCUGGAGUUGUAGAGCCCUAUAACUCAAUAUUGACCACUCACAGCACAUUAGAAUAUUCAAAUUGUGCUUUUAUGGUGGACAAUGAAGCCAUUUAUGAACUCUGUCACCGUAAUUUGAGCAUUGAACGCCCUUCAUAUGUGAAUCUAAAUAGGCUUAUAGGACAGAUAGUGUCUUCUAUUACUGCAUCACUGAGGUUUGAUGGAAUCCUUAAUGUUGAUCUAGUUGAAUUUCAAACCAAUCUAGUGCCUUACCCUAGAAUUCACUUUCCACUUGUCACAUAUUCACCAAUCAUAUCCGUGGAGAAAGCUUACCAUGAACAGUUAUCUGUGCCAGACAUUACAAACAAUUGCUUUGAAGCCAGUAACCAGAUGGUGAAAUGUGACCCCCAACAUGGUAAAUAUAUGGCAUGUUGUCUCUUAUACCGAGGAGAUGUAAUGUCAAUAGAUGUCAAUGCAGCAAUAAUGGCUAUUAAAACUAGGAGGAAUAUUCAGUUUGUAGAUUGGUGUCCUACUGGGUUUAAGGUUGGAAUAAACUAUCAACCUCCAACUAUGGUUCCAGGGGGGGAUUUGGCUAAAGUCCAGCGUGCUGUAUGUAUGUUAAGUAAUACCACUGCCAUUGCAGAAGCCUGGGCUAGACUAGAUCAUAAGUUUGACUUGAUGUAUGCCAAGAGAGCAUUUGUACAUUGGUAUGUUGGAGAGGGAAUGGAGGAAGGGGAGUUCUCUGAGGCAAGAGAGGAUAUGGCUGCCUUAGAAAGGGAUUAUGAAGAAGUGGGAGGAGAAAUAAAUGAUGGCAUGGAUGAUGAUGAUGAUGAUAACAUAAAUUGUUGA